AUGGAGGAAGUUCUAAAUAAUGGUGAAGGGGGAGAUCUUUUGGAUUUUACUUAUCCGGAAACCUACCGGUUGUUGGAAAAACUUUCAAAAAAACAUGUUCAAUGGCCUUCCACACGGAACAAUGCUUCCAAGAAAGCAGGAGUUCUUGAGCUAAGCUCAACUGAUGCUCUUUCAGCACAGAUGGCUUCGCUCCAGAAUACUAUAAAAAAUUGGAAGCCCAUGGAACAGAAAAAACCAACCGAUGGUUACGAUAAUAACAACAGGAGCAAUGAUAAUUAUCAAGGGAACAACAACCGGGGAUGGAAAAGUCAGAAUAAUGCUGGAGGUAGUGGAGGAAACUACCAGAAUCGACCCCCAUAUCCCAGGCAGAACCAUCAAAACUGGGAUAAGGGCGAAGGGAAGUCCCAAUCCUUUGAGACUUUUGUCAAGGAAUACAUGAAUCAAAACAGUGCAGCCAUGAGGAGCCUGGAGACCCAAAUUGAUUUAGUGGCACGAUCUCGUAAACGCGAACUAGCAAGACAACUUAUGGAAGAAGGAGUUGAGGAAGCUACUGACCCUCAACCCCUUGAAGCUCAGACAGAAUCAAGGGAGAAGGUCCAGAAUGAUGAUCUCACUGAAGUCACACCAGUUGCCACAACAUCUGGAGCAGAUGUUGGAGCAAUGAAAGACAAUGAACCAGUUUCAGUCCCAACUUAUGUUCCACCAUGCAAAAGGAGGAGUGAACCAAUUGAGCCUCAUUUUCCACAGAGGUUAAAAAAACAACAUGAAGAUAAGCAGUUUAGCAAGUUUUUAGACUUGUUGAAACAACUUCACAUAAAUGUCCCUCUGGUGGAGGCUCUGGAACAAAUGCCUUCGUAUGCAAAAUUUAUGAAGGACGUUUUGUCAAAAAAAAGAAGGAUUGAGGAAUUUGAGACUGUAGCCCUCACUAAAGAAUCAUGCAAUUACCUGACUGAGAUUCCUCCCAAACUGAAGGACCUUGGAAUAUUCACCAUCCCAUGUACAGUUAGGAAGAACUACCUUGGUCGAGCACUUUGUGAUCUGGGCUCGAGUGUAAAUUUAAUGCCAGCUUCUAUCUUCAAACAGCUUGACAUAGGAGCAGCAAGACCAACCACAGUCACUCUUCAGCUUGCAGACCGAUCCAUAGCCAAACCAUUCUUGGCCACUGGUGAUGCUGUCAUAAACGUCAGGAAAGGCGAACUGUCAAUGAGUGUAAAUGGAGAGGAGGUGAAGUUCAAUGUCAUGAAAGCAAUGAAGUUUGAUGUAGAUAGCACUGAGGAGUGCUCUAGCAUUUCAACUCUUGAAUUGAUCAUAAUAGAAGAACAGCAGGAGCAGUUGCAGUCAGAAAUAGGCAUGAAAGACUUUAACGAAUUGGAAGAAUACCUUGCGUCCAUUAAUUCCAUUCAUACUGGGGACAAGAAAGAAAGGAUCUUUGAAUCCUUGAACCGAUCGGAGCAAGAGCAAAUACCAAAUUUGCCCUCAGUAGAGCAACCGCCUACCUUGGAGUUAAAGCCUUUACCUGAACACCUGAAGUAUAUUUAUUUGGGUAAAGAAAACACUCUCCCUGUGAUUAUUUCUUCUUUACUAACCCAUGAACAGGAACUUCAGCUCACAUAG
Molecule: messenger RNA, 1614 nt
Organism: Gastrolobium bilobum
Lineage: Eukaryota; Viridiplantae; Streptophyta; Magnoliopsida; Fabales; Fabaceae
Exons: 4
Coding region: 1-1614 (537 amino acids)
Source: RefSeq, a predicted model, not a curated record